This is a messenger RNA of Penicillium maclennaniae, 2301 nucleotides long. Its product is annotated as exocyst subunit SEC8. Gene Ontology annotation, biological process: exocytosis; Golgi to plasma membrane transport. Gene Ontology annotation, cellular component: exocyst. The record is from RefSeq and is a predicted model, not a curated record. NCBI's taxonomy places the organism in Eukaryota, Fungi, Ascomycota, Eurotiomycetes, Eurotiales, Aspergillaceae. The transcript is spliced from 3 exons. The coding region runs from base 1 to 2301 and encodes 766 amino acids.
AUGAGUGGGCGACCAGGCUACGGCUACGGCAACGGAUAUUCCGACGCCGGCCGAUAUGACCAAGGAGAUGGCGCCUACGGGGGCAGUAACAGCCUCGGACCGAACGAUUACAGCGGUCGAAGUGCUGGCAACACAGGAGGAGACCGUCGCCCUGGCGGUUACGGCGGGUUCUACUCUGAGCAGUCACAGCAACCGUCACACUCACCAGCCCCCUCCCCGGAACGUCGGCGCGACCGCUCAGAGCGCGAACGCCAGCAUCCAUCGACCUCAAGAUCGCGAUCACGAAAUGAAUCCGCCGACAGGAGAUACCAGGGCCAGCCAGAGGAUCGGUCCAGAGACGGCCUGCGGCCUCCGGAUAGCCGUGGUCGGGAUAUGAAUCAACCGGAUGCAAGUGUGCCCGAGAACAGCACGCGUGAAAUGCAGUCAGUCGAAGCGGUACUACAGUCUAUACAGCGCGAUUGGGACUUCAUGACCGAUGCCGAGUGUAUCCCUGUGCAUGUCGCCCUGAGUUUGAUGGACACAAGCACAUUGGGCAAGGCGGACCGAGAACCGGAUUUUUUGCAUAUGUACGACGACAUUCAGAAGACACUCAAGGCAAUUGUCAACGGUUGCUCCAUCGGUACAUACCAUAAAAUCCAGACCAACAUCUCGAGCGCACAAAGCCGAGUGCGCAACUUGCGAACCUCCCUAGAGGAGUCGAAGUCUGGGCUGUUAUCGACUAAACCAGAGCUCAAGGGAUUGGCGACGUCCUCGCAAAACUACGACGACAUUCUCCAGCUGUUUGCUCAGAUUGAAGAGAUCCAGUCUCUUCCUGAAAGACUUGAGUCUACAAUUUCCGAUAAGCGCUUCCUCGCGGCGGUAGAUAUCCUUCACACAGCUCUUCGACUUCUCAGACGCUCCGAGCUUGAAGAUAUUGGCGCCUUGGCCGAUAUCCGCGCCUACUUCAACAAUCAAGAAACUUCAAUCACUGACAUCUUGAUUGAGGAACUGCACGAUCAUCUAUAUCUCAAAUCUCCCUAUUGCUCAGACAGAUGGAAAACAUCAAAUGGAGAAGGAGAAAUGACCCAGACCACUUGGGCCGGCAACCGUUCUUGGGAGCGUCCUAUCUACGGUUUCUUGUCCAAGUUUGAUCCAUCCUCACCAAUGGUUGAGGAUGCCUCGCGCAACCCAGAAGCCGAUACGUUUUCAUACAUUCAACUUCUGAUUGAGUCCCUGAACAAGAUGGGCCACCUUGAUACUGCAGUUGAUCGGAUUGAGCAACGCCUCCCCGUGGAAUUGUUUGCUGUAGUCGACAAGACAAAUGCUGAAGUCGAUGCUCGCUAUCCUACUCCGAACCGUACUUAUUCAUCAUACGACAACCAAAUCAAGUCUAAUCUUCCCACGCGGAACAUUGAAGAGCGAGGCCAUGUGCUGACUGAAUUCCUAUGGACUCUCUAUGCCAAGUUUGAAUCGAUUGCAGAGGGUCAUCGCGUGGUCCAUGAUGUCGUUGCGGGGAUUGUAGGGCGAGAAGGUCUUACCAAGGGCGAGACUCUUGGCGGUGGAUUCAAGGAACUGUGGAAGCUUCUCCAAAGCGAGAUCCGAUCUCUGCUACAUGACUAUCUUGCAACUGACGGGGAUGUCUCCUUCAGAUCCCGCGGCGAGGAGGCAGAGGCCAGACGGCACAACUACCUCGGCAAUCGAGAUAAAAACAAGAAGAUGUUUAAGCUAUCCGAUAUUGAUCAGAAUUCGGAAAUGAAAGCCGAGCAGGAUGAAUUGGAUGAAAUCUUGAAAUCGUCAGUGCCUGGUUUAGUCUCUAAGACGAGACAAAAGGCUUCUGCAACCGAAGCCGCGCAGGCGCAGAAGGGAAAUUCUGGCACUGGUCAUAAGCUUCUCCUUGAGCCAAGUGUUUUCAACAUGCGUCUGCUCCUGCCGCCGUCGCUUUCCUUCAUUCAACGUCUUAAGGAUAUCGUUCCUGUUGAUGCGGACAUCUCUAUGAGCACGUUGACUUCUUUCCUGGAUGACUUCAUGGUCAAUGUUUUCCUUCCACAGUUGGACGAAACUGUCACCGAUCUGUGCACGCUCUGCUUCAUUGCCGCCGAUGCUUUCACAGAGGACCCCCAGUGGAUCAAGGUCUCGCCUCGCCCGGUUUUCCGAGGAACAGUCAAAUUCAUGUCGAUUGUGCGGGAAUUUAGCAAGAUGCUGUCGAGUAUCCCACAUGACCAAGCAUUUACGCAGCUUCUGAUUGAUCAGAUUGUUACCUAUUACAAGAAGUGCUGUGGUUGGUACAAAGGUAUGUGUAAAGGUAGUUUUGGCUUAUUUUGA